Didymodactylos carnosus is the source of this 593-nucleotide messenger RNA. Lineage: Eukaryota; Metazoa; Rotifera; Eurotatoria; Philodinida; Philodinidae. The record is from the annotation of a GenBank genome assembly.
CUGAGAACUGUAAACGAGUCAUGAUAUAUAAAAUACAUAACCAGGCUCAUUUAUUCUUCUUUUCCAAUAAACGAGUCUUCGCGGUAAUAUCGCUGUAUCGUCAAAUUCGUUGUAAAUCGCCUCAAUUGGUAAAUGAUGUUAAUGAACCUAUAAUGAAUAUGUAUAAUGAUUAUACAUCAGCUCGUAUUUAUAUUAAUGAUAGUUAUGGGCCAACAAAUGUUAAUUUGGUAUUAAGCUAUUGUAAACAGGGUGCUUAUCAUCUUAUCAGAUUAACUGAAUUAUUUGUACCAANACCAAAUUUUGAAACGUUAUACGAUUAUACUGAUGAUAAUAAGUUUCGAAUUAGAACACUAUCGGGGGAAGAGGAGUGGCUGGGAUUGGAUAUCGUUAUAUUAAAACAAAAAUCGUCCAUAAUACUGCGAUUUGAUCGUGUUCCAAUUUUGUUCCCACGUCCGUCAAUUACACAUGGUUCAUGUUUUGUUAUUGGUUAUCCAGCAUUUUGCGAUCUAGAAAAAUUUUCAUCUUUAUAUGUAUUUAAUGCCGAGCAAUCAGAAAGAAUGAAUGACAAUGAAAAAACGAAAUUAUUUACGGCG